Aedes aegypti (yellow fever mosquito) is the source of this 6504-nucleotide messenger RNA. RefSeq names its product neogenin (gene fra). Gene Ontology annotation, cellular component: membrane. Lineage: Eukaryota; Metazoa; Arthropoda; Insecta; Diptera; Culicidae. The coding region runs from base 1 to 4419 and encodes 1472 amino acids. Gene Ontology annotation, biological process: cell-cell adhesion. The transcript is spliced from 10 exons. Gene Ontology annotation, molecular function: protein binding. The record is from RefSeq and is a predicted model, not a curated record.
AUGACUGAGAGCAAAUUCGAGGAUAUUCCUCUGGAAUUCACAGUGGAACCGUCGGACGUGACGGUACCGGAAGGACACUCGGUCCUGCUACAGUGCGCUGGAAGGGUGGAUCCCAAGGUGUCCCUUCUACGAGAGGGAAAAGUCGCUCCAAACAUUCGAUGGCGUGGUCCGGACGGGCAGGAUAUUGGCAUCGUGGGAGAUACUUUUCGAUCGCAGCUGACCAAUGGGUCCCUGUACAUUAGCACUGUCGAGAGCAAUCGGGGCCUGACGGGGUUCUACCACUGUUUGCUCACGGUGGACGGAGUGGGGACGAUAGUGAGUCGAUCGGCCCGGGUGGCCAUUGCAGAUCGUCCCGAAAUCAACCAGGACUCACACGAAAUCUAUCUGUACACCGGUCAAACGGCUUACUUCAAGUGCAUGGCCAGCCCACUGCCGUCCAGUUUGGAGGCACGGUACCACGUCGAGUGGCUCAAGGACGAAUCCCCGCUACGAAUGGACUACACCCGGAUGCUCCUCUUACCUUCGGGUGCACUGGAAAUCGACGAAGUUAUUCCAGCCGAUCGGGGGACCUAUCAGUGCAACGUCAGCUCCGGGAUAUUUUCGACUCUAAGUAGCAAAUCGAAUCUGAACAUCAAGUCCACAGCUGGACAACCGCAGAGCUUCGAGCCGCCUUCUUUUGUGAUAGUUCCUCAACCUCAGACAGUCAGGGAAGGUGAUACGGUUAUUUUGGACUGUGUUGCCAAUGGGAACCCAAAGCCGACGAUCAAAUGGCUGCGAAAUGGCGAGGAGAUCGAUAUGAACGAUUUGGACUCGAGGUUUAGGAUAAUUGGAACGGGUUCGCUACAGAUAAACUCCAUCCAGGAUCUGGAUGCAGGUGACUAUCAGUGCAGAGCGAGCAAUUCGGAGGAUUCGUUGGAUGCCUCGGCAACUGUUCAGGUGCAGGUUCCACCGAAAUUCAUUCUAAGUCCGGAGGAUAAGACCGCUUUCGAGAAGGAGGAGUUGGAGUUGCAGUGUUCGAUUCAUGGGAAGCCAACGCCCAUUAUUCAGUGGUUGAAGAAUGGCGAUUUGAUUACGCCCAAUGAGUAUAUGCAAAUUGUUGGAGGGCACAACCUUAAAAUAUUUGGCCUUAUUGGAUCGGACGCGGGAAUGUUCCAGUGCAUCGGUACCAAUCCGGCUGGUAGCGUUCAAGCUGCAGCCCGUCUCGAGAUCAUCGAACCAGGACAAAAACGACACAAGAGCAAAAAGUACCACCAGAACCAAGGCAAAAUGAAGUCCUACGAAAAGCCCAUCCAUUCCGAUCCCAAACUUUCCAAGGGCAUUCUGGACAGCUUGCUGUCCAAAACGAAAGACAAGGCGAACAUAAAUCAGAACAAAUUUAACUACGAUGACUACACAGACGACGACUACCUCGAGCACGAGGAAGACCACGACGAGGACGAAGACGACUCCGGAAAAAUCUACGCCCUGCGACCCAACGAAGACCCGAACAAGCUGUACCAAUCGCUGACGGGGUCCCGCUCGUCUGAACCCGGUGGCACCGAAAUUGGACACUUUUCUAAUUCCCACUAUCCCAUCAACGCCGUCACCCGGAAAUAUCCGAAAACGCCACUGCUAGAUGGGAGCGGAAAGUUUGCGGCGCCACUGCCGGGCCCACCGAGGGAUCUGCAGGCGCAGAUCGUGAAGCCGCGGUUUAUUACGUUGAGCUGGCUGGAACCGGCCAAGAACCCGGAUGAGGUUAUAUCGUAUUCGGUGUACUACAAGAUGCACACCAGCGAGAGAGAGCGCAAAAUCACCACCAAAUCCCGCGACGAACAGGAAGUCAACAUCCAGUCUCUUCUCCCCGGGAAGACAUACCAAUUCCGAGUGAUCGGAAAUAGCAACCAUGGAUCCGGAGAGUCAUCCCAAGUUCUAGAAGUUCGCACCCACUCCGAAGAGAACAUCGCAGGACCUCCGCAAAACAUCCGCGGUGAAGCUCUCAACGACAAAGAGAUCCAUCUUCAGUGGGAUCCUCCACUAAUCUCUACCGCCGAGAUCUCCAAGUAUCGAGUGUACUACGCCGAGAACGACAACGGCGAUGAGAUGUACUCGGACACCAUGUCCACGGAUAUCACCAUCAGCGAGCUUCGGCCUUACACCGAGUACACGCUCUACGUGGUGCCUUGGAACCAGAUGGGUAUGGGAGAUCCCUCGCACGAAAUCGUUGUCAAAACGCAUUCUUCCGUCCCAUCGGAAGCACCUUCGAAUGUCACACUGGAAGCGUCCAGCUCAACGUCGAUCACCAUCCGAUGGCAACCGCCACCAGUGGAAGACCGAAACGGACAGAUCACCGGCUACAAGAUUCGGUACAGAAAGAACAAGAAACCUCUCCAGGUGGAAACGACUCCGGCCAACGUUCGACACUGGGAACUGAAGGGCCUGGAGCGGUUAUCUGCGUACCAGGUCAAGAUCGCUGCCAUGACCGUCAACGGCUCGGGACCAUUCAGCGAAUGGCAUCACAUUGAGACGUACGAAAAUGACCUGGACGAGUCGCAGGUUCCCGGGCAGCCUGGGUGGAUUAAAACUCGCCCUGGCGCGGAAAGCAUAACUGUGCUUUGGGCUCCACCAAACCACCAAGAAAUCAAGGUCCGCAACUAUAUUCUCGGGUGGGGCAAAGGUAUCCCGGACGAAGACACAAGCGACGUCGAAGAACACAUUCGAUCGUUUGAAAUCCGAAAUCUGGAACCCAAUACGGAGUAUGUGAUAUCGCUGCGAGCGCGGAACAAUAUGGGAGAUGGUCCGCCAAUCUACGACACCGUGCGGACUCGUGAAGACUCUCCCAUAGAAGCUCCAACUCCACUGGAAGUGCCAGUUGGACUGCGGGCCAUUCCCAUGUCCGGUACCUCAAUUGUAGUGUAUUGGACGGAUACAACGCUAAGUAAAAGUCAACAUGUCACCGAUAAUCGGUACUACGUGGUGAAGUUCACUCCGACCUCAUCUACCAGAAUCCGAUUUUAUAACACAACUGACCUCAACUGCAUGAUUGGAGAUCUGCGACCCAACACUCAAUAUGAAUUCGCUGUCAAAGUCGUCAAAGGUCAUCGGCAAUCCGCGUGGUCCAUGUCAGUCAUCAAUUCCACCCAUCAAGCAGCCCCAGUCUCUCCUCCUCGAGAUCUCACGGUAUCCUACGACGAUCGCAAUCCCCUUACAGCCAUCCUUCAGUGGCAGCCCCCGAAGCACAGUAACAGCCCAAUCAACGGCUACGUGGUCCUCUACACCACCGAUCCCAACAAACGCGACCGGGAGUGGAAUGCUGAAGCGGUUGUCGGUGACAAAACGUCCGCCGAAAUCACCAAUCUAGAACCGCACACCACGUACUACUUCAAGGUGCAAACUCGCAACUCCAAAGGCUACGGUCUGUUUUCGGCCAUGGUGUCACAAACCACCGGAGCCGACGUAGACUCCAGCGAGAACCUCUCCAUGCCGAAGGCGAUUUCCUCGGAGAUGAUCUACGUGAUCGUGGGAUUCUCGAUACUGACAGCGGUUAUUGCCGUUUCGGUCGUGAUUCUCAUCUGUCGAAAGAAGCCGGAAGGAACUCCGGAACAUGCGAAGAAGAGCUACCAGAAGAACAAUGCGGGCAUUAUAAAGCCUCCGGACCUUUGGAUCCACCACGAUCAGAUGGAACUGAAGAAUAUGGACAAAAGCAAUCACAGUACGACGCCGGGAUCGGUGGAUGGCGGCGCUUCCAGUAGCGGAGCCAUGACGUUGCCCCGAUCAGUCGGAGGGCACGAAUUUGACAGUGAAACACCAAUAACGCACGUGACGAACUCGUUGGAUAAGCGAAGCUACGUUCCUGGUUAUACAGGAACAACGACUCCACUGAGUUCCACGAUGGAACGACCGCAGUACCCCCGCACUCAGUACAACAUGGCAUCCAGGCCGCAUAUAUCUCUCGACCAGCAGACACUGUCCCAGCAGAGUCUGCUGCAACAGCCCCCACAGCUGCCUCCGGCAAACUCUUUGGUCCAAACGCCGGAGAAUCCAUACACCUACGAAGGAAACUAUAGUAAUCCCAAUGUGACGUACGCUCCGGGAAUGACCGUAGAUGCUCCAAAGCGGGGGCAGGGUCAUCCGCUCAAGAGUUUCAGUGUACCUGCACCACCCGCAUCAACGCCGAUCAUCAGUAGUCAGGGUAAACAUGCACAAACCCCCUCGGUAACGAUACGUCCGCAGAACUCGUCCCCCUACAAGAAACCCCCGUCGCUGUCGACAAGCUCGCUCACCAACCGGCUACAAACCGGUCCAGCAGUGCAGCACUCCACCGACGAAAUCCAACGGUUGGCUCCGUCCACGUCGACCGAGGAACUCAACCAGGAGAUGGCCAACCUCGAGGGACUGAUGAAGGAUCUCAGUGCAAUAACGGCCAACGAGUUCGAGUGCUGAACGGAGGAGGGAAGGUCCCAGCGGGGACCGACGUGAAAGUGAUGUACGGUUUAGUCAUUCUCGUUUAAUAAUUCACAAAAUUACUUUUAGUUUAAUGCGAAAUUCUUAGAAAGCUCUCUUCUUCGAUUCUAUGGCCUUUGUUCAUAGAAUACUUAAGAUGGAAGGCUUCGUACGUGUCGUCAGAUUAUGUGUAUACAAGUCAAGUGCUUUCCCACUGAUCCUUUCACUCUCUGAAACCGAAUCGUAAUAUAUGUGGAUUAAGUGUUCUAAAAUUAUUUAUUUAUUCUCGUGAAAACAAAAAACACUGAAUCAAAAUCGUACUAAGAAAGUGAAUGAUUUAUCUGUAUAAAAUAAUCCAACUAGGUACCGAAGGCAUGCAACGUCAAUGCUUUCAAAAAUGGUUUCGUUUAUCGUACAUUUUGUCCAGUGGAGAGCGAAUUCGAGUAAGAUAAUUAAAUGGAAAUCCACCAGCUGUACAUAGAGCUUAUCGAUAAGGCUUUCAUGCAUGCUAACGUUAUCAGAAACACGGCAUGGAUCGAUAUUAUAGUGUCGUACGUCACUGCAUUCGGCUAGCAAAGUGAUGAGCGACCGAGCCAUUUCCCAAUAGACGAUUUUAUUAUGAUUUAUAAAUUAAAUAUUUUAACUUUUAACUAUUGUCCCGAUAGCUAGCAUUUCAUUCCCAGUGAUUUUUUAAUUUUAGAUUGAAUUUUAAGGUAGUUAUUUUGUAGAACGUCGACGGUGCUACCGGAGAUUGCAAAACGCAUUUAUGUUCUUUACUAGUUUUUGAAGUAAGAUUGAUUAUGAGAGUUCAACGAAUACAAGGGAUUGUCUCAAAAAUAUACAACCAGAGGAAUCUACACCCAGGGAUCAAAUCAUUCACUCAUAAGCCGAAAACGAUGAUAAACCUUCUAUGUUUCUGUUUGAGGUGUUUGUAAAGUGAAGUAUCUCAGCAAGAAUUUGUUACAUAGUAUGGUUGAAUCAAUUAAUCAGCAUUAAAUUUCUGUUGGGAUAAUUCAAUUUGCAGUUUCGCCACAAACUCAAAAUGGAGCUCAACGUCAACUGCCAUAUGUCAACUCAUCGAUUGAUUGCAUUUAAGUUCCAUAUUUUAGCCACCUUUUCACAUAGUUAGCCAGCUUUCCGUCAUUGUAAAUGUAAAUCGCACUCAAUUUCGAAAUAUCUCAAACUUCAAUCUAACCAAUCAAGUAUACAUAAUUUACACAAAUCUGAAGAAAAAAAUCAAUGUACAGUAGUCGUAUUUUAUAAACUCAAGAUUUUUACACCCAAAUUUCCAAUCCUCAUAGGACAAAAGCACACUGAAACACAUCAUCACAUUGAAACCAUACAUCAACACACACAAGGAACACAAAAUGCAAGGGAUCACACAUGCAAACACAAACACACAUUACACAGUCACAAUUCCCACCACCUCACAGCAAAUGAGUUCGAAUGAGCGAAAUCGAAGAAUUGCCCAAGAAAACAAAACUUUUUAUACGUAUUAUACAAGAAUAGUCAUACCAAUCGAAGACGCGAAGUGGUAAUGGAUUUUUAACCAAAUGAUUGCUUCAGUAAAAUGCCUAAUAAAAAUGAUUUUUUGUAAUCGAAAAAGAAAUCUACUCGGAUCUUAUAAUCUAGCAAAUUGGAAAAAAAAACUUGUUGGUUUCCAUUAUACACUAAAACAACAGAAUCGGGACACUGAAUUGGCUGCUAAAUGUAGGUAAUAGAACAAAUAUAAUUCAAUGCCUAAUGUAAAUAUUAUCACUUUUGUGGAAUCGUAUUUAUUACAACGGAAAUCCGGAAAAAAGCAACUGCCUAAUUCAGUCUGUUUCGUAAAUCGUCACGCAAGUUUGCCCGUUUCGUGGUUCAAUUUUGAAUUUAAAUUUGGUUUGAAAGCACUGAACCAAAACAGCAAAUAGAACAUGACAAAAUGAUCGUGUACAUUUGUACAUGGUAUACACUGAAACAAAAACUUGGGCAGCACGAAAAAUGCUGAACGAAUAUGACCGUCAAUACGGCAGUGAGAAUUCGAAACAAACAAACACAACUAUGGAUAGAAUAAUAAAUCCUAAUAAAAAUUAUUGAAGAAAA